GCAGGCGGUUUGGGCGCAUCGUUGCCUUCGUGGAUCCGGAUUCCGUUUUUUGGCAGGCGUUUUACAGCGCCUCGCCAAACUUCAGACCGUUAGGCGGGAGAGGAAAGUGUGCGUGUCUGAUAGGUAGGUAGCGAGUAAGUGAUAUUAUGAUGAUUAUCCUCAGCUCCCACCCACCCGACCCUGCUGGACAGGUGUGAACGCUUUUAGAACAGCGCCGUGGGCGACCUGCCUGUUCUGGAGAAUAAUAGUAGUGUAAUAAUAAUAAUAAUAAUAAUAGUGGUAACGUUGGCGCAAAAAACUCCGCCUUCCGCUGACUGAACGCUUCUGGCAACGGGAGACUGUUUCGGAGUGGAGCCAAGGAUUCCACCCCUCCGUUUUUUUUGGAAUCCGGAGUCGAACCAGAUGCACGCCUGACAGAAACGAGGUGGUCCGGUUGCCUGCCUGCUUUGCAUGUUUGCUGUCUUUGGGAAGAAGCCUCUCUCACUUUGGCAGGACAAAACCCAUUUGCUUUAGGAGGACUGAUAACGGUCUCUGCUGGUUUCCUGUCUCUGUUCAAAGAUCUGGGUUUUUGCAAUGGGUUGCGGACUGAACAAGUUGGAAAAACAUGAUGAAAAGCGGCCUGGUAACAUCUAUUCAACUUUGAAGAGGCCUCAAGUAGAAACCAAAAUAGAUAUUUUCUAUGAAUAUCACUUCCUGGAAUUUACAACUUUAAGUGAUGCUGAGCUACUGGGAUCAUCAGCAAUCAGGCUCUCUUCCUUGCGUGAUCUUCCUGCUCAGCUGCAAGAAUUGUACCAGCAGGGUUUCAUCUUGGCUGCUGUCCAUCCCUUUGUGCAGCCAACUAAUGAGAAUGAGAGGACUCCCCAGGAACAAAUCUUCAGGGCUGUACUGAUCAAGAAAACAGAAAGAUCCCUGAGAAAUGAUGCUGUCAGUGAAGGAAAUACCUUAGAGAUAGAAAGUUGCUUCUCCUCAGACCACCUUCUAGAUAAAUCAAAGAUGCCAGAUCUUAUAAAGAAAAUUCAAGAUGCAGCAAGUCGGGGCUUGAGGUUUGUUGGAAUAAUACCUCAAUAUGCUUCCGAAAUGAACUCCAAGAGCAGCAGUGCUGUAAUAUCCACCAGCAACAGCUCCAGGGAACUAAAAGGUGAUAAAAACCCAUCAGAUUCUGCUGAGGAUUGUGUUUCAUCAGAUCAUGAGAAAGCAGAUUGCACUAAUGGAUGCAAACUCCCAGCAGCAAGGGAGGAAAAUGUUGACCAGUGUGUGGACCCCAAUGAAGACUUGAGAGGUGAAGGGCAGGUCAUUGAACAUCUCAGUUUAAGCUCUGCUGGAGAAAAUGGAGGGCAACUUCAAGAAACGGAAAUCUUUGCUGUCUACAACAAGCCAAAGGCUUUGCAGAGAUCCAGCCAGUACUACAGUUUAACAAUCCCUGUGAGAAUCACCAGCGAUGGGCAGAGCAUUUGCAGCUUAGAAGCCAAUUGGCUGGAGCAUAUGACAGAUCACUUUCGGAAAGGGAGCACGUUGGUGAAUGCCAUCUUCAGUCUUGGAAUGAUAAAUGAUUCCUUCCAGGGGAUGACAGAUGGUGUGUUCAUCUUUGAAGAUAUUUCCGUGGAAGACAACAAGAGUAUACAAGGCUAUGAUGCUAUUGUUGUAGAACAAUGGACCGUUCUGGAAGGGGCUCGAGUGCAGGCAGAUUACGUUCCCCUGCUGAACUCUCUCGCCAUAUAUGGCUGGCAGCUGACUUGUGUGCUUCCCACUCCAGUUGUAAAGACAAACAGGGAUGGGAAUUUGGCUACUAAGCAGAUUGUCUUUCUUCAGAGACCCUUCCUGCCCCAGAAAACCAAGAAGAAACAGUCUAAGUUUCAUUGGAGGUUCUCCAAAGAAGAUAGACACCAGAAGCAAGCCAAGAAAUCUCUGAAGGCAAAACUAAGUGCCAAAGAGCGGCACCAGACAGGAGAAAUGCAAGAGUUAGAAGUUACAGAAAAUGCAAGAAAUUCAGAAACACAGUUCUGCACAACUGAAAGUGGCUUGCAGUUCCCAGUAAUCUCAGAUCAACAGCUGGCUGCUGUUGAAGACGGAGGAACCGAAACUCUUGGGUACGGAGACGUGCCCCUCUACAACAAUGAAGUGUUUGCAGAAAAGUGGAAUGCAGGUCAUAAUGCUGAACAAGAUGGAGGAGGCUUGUGUGUGGAGAAGACAGGCAUGCAUGAAAACUGUGAGGGCCAAAUAUUUCAAGAUCAUUGCACUGCAACUGACACUGAUUGGAGCUGUGGGGCAGUAGCAACAGAAACCAGUUUCGACUGAAAGAGGCAAUUAUUUGCCAAAGUAAGGAACUCACUUGAUUUCACAUUGCUGGUUUUCUACAGGUACACAGUGGAAAUGUUAGUCCUAUUGCAUUUUCAACUUGGCAAUGUAUGCAAACCUAUUCAGGCUUUUUCUGCACCCUGGAAAACCCAUGGAUAUUGGAAACUGUGUUGAGCUGCUUUUUCAACCAAACAGAAACUAUGUCCUGUGCUUUAUAUGUUCAAAUUUUUAAACAAAGUAUAAUUUGUGUGCACCAUAUUUUUAUUCAGUUUUGUGAAAUGGGAGUUCAGGAUAUAAGAAGCUUUAAAGAAUUGGCUAUAAAUUGUAUUUGUCUUAAACACAUUUAUUAGUAUGCCUUUGGAACUACUAAUCUCUUGCAAAAAAAAAUCUAAAGCAAUAAAGUGUUUUUGUCUGGGAAACCACUAGUGGCAGAGAGAGGAAGAGAACGCAAUGAUUUUCUAUAUGCUUAAGAAUCUCAUUCAUACUCAGUGUAUUGGAUUACCAUUUAAUCAAGAUUAUGUUGCUAAUCAACAUGUCACAUAAAACAGAUCAUAAAACAAAAUGCAUGUAAAAGACAACCUGGUUAACUUGUGUAUAUUCAUAAACCGGAGGAUCCCGGGCACUUAUCACCUACUUGUAUUGGAAGCAGGUGAGUCCUUACUGAGAAUUUUCCUCAAGGAAAUUAUCUGCUAGCAAACAUUAGGUGAGUAGAAGCCACUGUGGUCUUGAAAUGCACAAACUAAUACACCAUUUUCUCAAAUGCCUUCCCCAUCCCUAGUUGUCAGCUAUUUGGUCCACUUUUCACAGCAGACUGGCCUAAUAAAACAGUUCCAAAUUUACUUGCAGAUUGGAAGGCAACUCAGCCUGAUUAUGUGUUUCUCCAGAUUUUGUGAUGCAGUUUUAGUCUGCAAAAGGUGGACACAGAAACACACAUUUUAGAAAUUAAUGCAUUGCAUAGAGAAUGGCCUGUUUCACGUAGUAAAGUGCACAUGGUCUAAAUGCAGACUUCCCAUGUAUUGUUUCAAAAAAUCUGCAUAAAACCUAUUAUGGAGCCUCAAUGAGACUGAAACAGGUUGGAAUUUGCUGUUCAGCCCAUCCCUACUGAUAGUACAUGACGUAAAAUCACUUAUUUUUCUCAUUUUUUCAGGCAUAUUAAUCUUUACAAUAAAACUUGUGUUAUUGGAAUUUUUAAAUGCUCUCGAAUAUAUAUUAAUUCUCAAUCACCUUUAAUGUAUACAUUGUAGUUGCAUUACUGAGAACCCACCUGGGUUCACAUUUGGGCAAUGUUUAGAAUCUGUAAAGUGUUUUGAAAAUGCCUUCUGUCCUUUCGCAAAUUCAAACUCACAAGUCUAUAAACAAUACAGCUGCUUUUCUUUACCAGCUGAUUUAUGUUUGAUAGUUCCCAUUAGUUUCUUUGUAAAGUAUUUUGACUCAAUAAAACAUGGUCUCUAGGUACA
Molecule: messenger RNA, 3752 nt
Organism: Zootoca vivipara (common lizard)
Lineage: Eukaryota; Metazoa; Chordata; Lepidosauria; Squamata; Lacertidae
Gene: RFTN1
Product: raftlin, lipid raft linker 1
Source: RefSeq, a predicted model, not a curated record